UCAGUCGACGGUUCGCGCGCGUUGUGUACGGAAAACCGGACGAAACCGCGUCGUGUGUGCGCGCGAGUGCGUUCGCGGCGACAAGUGUGCGCGUGCGUGUUCGGAACUGUCUUUUGGAUUCCGCGUUUCGGUCGGGUCAGGAGAGUUUGGGAAAAAGUUAGGGAACCUAACGUUAGCGCGCGUUUCGGUCGCCUGUCCCGCCGGGUAUCACUCCUUUUCGGUCCCGCCUACGAUGAUCGCGGCGCGCGUCACGCCGCCUUCCGACCGUCGUCACGUCCCGGCACCGGUACCGGGGCCGACCGCGACGUGACGCCCGUCCACCGUUUGAGCGCCGCGUCCGACCGCCGACCACGGCCGGGCUGCUCGCUUACCGGGCGGCGACCGCGGCCGCCGCGGUGGCUGCCGAACGUACGGCUGCCCAGCUGCUGGCCAUGCACGGCAACGGCACCGGCGGUGGCCCUUACGUGGACGUCGGCGGCGGUGGUAAUUACACGGACGACGACCUGUACGCGGCCGUCGCGGGCAACUGUUCACUGUUGCCGGUCUCGCCGUCCUCGGUGUUCAACAACAGCACCGGUUGUUACGAGGAGGUGAUCGUGAAGAACUACUGGGCCCUUGGGUUGGUCGUGUUCCCCAUACUGACGCUAUUCGGCAACGUGCUCGUCAUAAUCAGCGUGUGCCGCGAGCGGGCCCUGCAGUCCGUCACCAACUACUUCAUCGUCAGCCUGGCGCUGGCCGAUCUGCUGGUCGCCCUUAUGGUCAUGCCGUUCGCCGUCUACGUGCUGGUCAACGGGAAAUGGGGUCUGCCCCCGUUCGUUUGUGACUUCUACAUAGCAAUGGACGUGAUUUGUAGCACAUCAUCCAUAUUUAAUUUGGUGGCAAUCAGUAUAGACAGGUACAUUGCGGUCACGCAGCCAAUAAAAUACGCAAAGCACAAAAACAACCGACGAGUGUGGCUGACAAUCGUGCUAGUGUGGGCUAUCAGCGCGGCAAUUGGCAGUCCCAUCGUGCUCGGGCUGAACAACACGCCGGACCGGACGCCGGACCUCUGCCUUUUUUACAACUCGAAUUUCAUCAUUUACUCGUCCCUCUCCUCGUUCUAUAUACCGUGCAUCAUCAUGGUGUUCCUCUAUUGGAACAUAUUCAAGGCGCUGAACCUCAGAGCGAGAAAAGCGAAAGCGGCGAGACGACCGCAACUGGCCAGGGACAUGAAACCGGGCAUUAUCAUCGAGAACGUGGCGCAAACGAGGAGGAGACUGGCCGAGACCACGUUGCUGGCCACGGCCUCAUUAGCGCCUGGGAGCUCUUCCAUCGUCGACGAAGGGCCAACGAACACCGGAAGUGGCAGUCAGGACGACGAAGAAGAGGGCGGAUCGCCCGGCUCGGAUGACUGCCACAUCAUACACAACGACAAAUCUACAGACUUUAUCCUGUCCACGGUCAUGGAAGAAACCGCGAUGGUGGCAACGUUGGCUACACCAUCAAACCUUACUGCCGACCCAAACGGAAACUUGGGUUCCAGACCGCAGGAUAUGGAUCUUGUUACAAGGGUCUUAAAUCCUAAUCAAACAGUCAGCUCCAUUAGUGAUAAGAUCGGUGAUAAGGUGCCGACGAAACGCAAAGACUCCUCGUCGACGGCCACCACGACGACGGCGGCGGCAGCGGCAGCGACCGCGGUGUCGACGGUGACGGCGACCAUGGCGCAGCAGCCAACCGUCGACCGAGCGAACCGGUCAACGCAGUCCCUGGUGAAACGGUCGUUGUCAUCGAUGCUGCGCAACGGGUCUGACGAGGACGGCUCGAGGUGUUCGAAAAAGGAGUACAAGACGGCGGCCGAGGGCAGCAGCCGGUUCACCAUAUACAAGGUGAACAAGGCGAGCCGGAAGAAGCGGGAGAAGUCGUCGGCGCGGAAGGAGCGGAAAGCCACUAAGACCCUAGCCAUAGUCUUGGGUGUGUUCCUAUUCUGUUGGGUGCCGUUCUUCACGUGCAACAUCUUGGACGCGAUAUGCCACAAAUUGGACAAGGACUGUUCGCCCGGCGUCCAAAUGUUCAUCCUGACCACGUGGCUGGGCUACAUGAACAGUUUCGUGAACCCCGUGAUCUACACGAUAUUCAAUCCGGAGUUCCGGAAGGCGUUCAAAAAGCUCAUGCGAAUAGGCACUUGACCCGUGGCCGACGGAGCCGGCCGGAGUUUCGCCACAAAGGUCUGCGACAAUUGACGACGACCACAAAACAAUGUCGUUUGAAUUGUACUACUAUUAUUAUUAUUAUUACUAUCAUCAUCAUCGUAAUUAUUAUCAUUAUUAUUAAUA
Molecule: messenger RNA, 2312 nt
Organism: Sipha flava (yellow sugarcane aphid)
Lineage: Eukaryota; Metazoa; Arthropoda; Insecta; Hemiptera; Aphididae
Gene: Dop2R
Product: dopamine D2-like receptor
Exons: 8
Coding region: 432-2165 (577 amino acids)
Biological process (GO): adenylate cyclase-activating adrenergic receptor signaling pathway
Cellular component (GO): membrane
Molecular function (GO): dopamine neurotransmitter receptor activity, coupled via Gi/Go; G protein-coupled receptor activity
Source: RefSeq, a predicted model, not a curated record